Messenger RNA from Striga hermonthica, 1428 nucleotides. The record is from the annotation of a GenBank genome assembly. NCBI's taxonomy places the organism in Eukaryota, Viridiplantae, Streptophyta, Magnoliopsida, Lamiales, Orobanchaceae.
AUGUCUCAUUGUGAAUCUGAGGAAGAGGUUGAGAACACUUGGAAAUUUAUGAUAAAUUCAUAUCACUUGCAUGAUGAUAAGUGGUUUAAUAGCAUGUACAAGAUUAGGAGAAAAUGGGCCACGGUUUUUAGUAAUAAGUUAUUUAGUGCUGGACUUUUGGCUACAUCGAGGAGUGAGAGUGCAAAUAAAGUCUUAAAACAAUCGGGUAGCAAGAGUAGCUCUUUGUAUGAUUUCGUGAUGAAUUAUGAAAAAGUUCAACAUCAAUGGCGCACAAAAGAGAAGGUUGAAGAUACUCGUUGUCGUCAUGGAAAACCCUCUCAAAUUCUUAAGAACAACCCUUUGCUCAAUCAUGUUGCUAGUAUUUACACGCUUACCAUUUAUGGGUUGUUUGAGAUUGAACUUGUCAAUUCUUUGAAUUGCAAAUUUGAUGGCCAACCUUUUAGUAAUGGUAAUGACGGUUCUUCACUAGAAUUUCGAGUGAAAUCCUACGGUGAUAGCUUAAGAAUAAGGCUUGAUGAGACAAGGUGUAGUUGUCACAAGUUUGAGACCAUGGGAAUCUUAUGCAAGCAUGUUUUAAUGGUGUUUAACUACAUGGAUGUAACUAUGAUUCCGGAGGCUUAUCUUUUGAAGAGGUGGAUGAAAUGUGCAAGGUUGAGGGUUUUUAAUGAUUUUAAGGCUACUAAUGUCCUUUGUGGAAGUGGUGAAGAAUCCGAUCUUGUUUUCGUGAACAAAGUGAUGAGAGCGGCCUAUAAUCUUGCUCACAUGAGCAAAUCUCACUUGGAGGCUCGGAACAUGUUGACCACAAUGCUCGAUUCAACAAGAGACCAAAUUGUUGAUUUUAUUCAAAAUUUGGAUCUUGAAGAUUCGAGUAUGCAUGAUGAUGUUGAAAAUGAUGGUAAUGAGCUUGGUGUGCGGAUACUUAAUCCACUUACGGCCAAGUCGAGAGGAUUAACUAAUGUAUGCAUUACUCGUCAUUGGGAUAGAAAGAACAAAAAGGGAAAAGGAAUUUCGAAGGUGCAUGGGAAUGCUUCAAGUGAAAAAGGAUCGAAAAGAAAAGCUCAAAGUACACAAGGCAUUCAAAGCUCACAAACAUUGGAUAGUAUCCCACGAACUCAAGUUCCUAACAUGUCGCCACCUCAAGUUCCUAAUAUGCCACUACCUCAGUUCCCUAACAUACCACUUCCCCAAUUCCCGAAUGUGCCACCACGUCCAUUUCCAUUCCAAGCUCCACAAUUUUCACCUCAGUCCGAGUCAAGUCAAGCACCUUGGCAAUAUCCAACUCAAGAGAUCGACUCACCACGGCCUUGGCCCGCUGUCACUACCUCUGCGCCCCCGGUCCGACCCAUCACGACCUCAGUCCAGUCCAUCACCACCUGGCGGCCCGUCACCCCGUACUGCCCUAAACCACCCCAGCACCUCGUCACCUGA